CAAAAAUUCUCGGUGAGCGGGUGAUUUGGGGCGCAGCUGAAAAAUAUUGUCGUGGCAGGUGUGAAGAGCGUGCCCAGGUGGUCCCGACAGCGUCCUUCGGAAAGCAAGACAGUUGUGGAAGGGCCACAAGGCUGAAACCCUGACACGUGCCUGCUUAGGUGAAUAUAUUACCACGCUCAAUGCCCAACAUCACCUACCGCAUCUAGACGACAACAAUGGAAACCGCACCACCGUCCGAUGUGCUCAAAAAGAUCGAGCCGCUGAGCGACUACUCUCUUGGGGGCUACCAUCCCGUUCACAUUGGAGAUCAACUCAAGGACGGCCAAUACACGAUAGUCAACAAGCUAGGCUGGGGAGCCUAUUCAACUGUAUGGCUGGCAACGGAUGCCAGCAGCAAUGGUGCCUGCGUGGUCGUAUCUAUUUCGAAGGCCAUCACCGCUGACGCCUACCGCAACGACCUGAUGGCGAAGAUGGAAUAUCUCAAAACCGGCGAUGACAACCACCCCGGGAAGAAGAACUUGCUCUUCCCGAUGGACUCAUUUUCGCUCGGUGGGCCUAACGGGCAACACUUCUGUCUUGUCAUGGAAUUCGAAGGCCAGACGGUCUCUAGAGCAACGAAUCGAGCACAAGGCGCCGCCACACGACCACUGCCACUGGCACACGCGAAGAAAGCCGUCUUGGACCUUGGAAAUGGCAUCCACUACAUGCAUACCCUAAAGAUGACGCAUAACGACUUACAUCCCGCCAACCUAUUCCUCGGCAUUCCGAGCGACCAGCCAUGGUCGCUAGACAAAUUCGAAUCGGUCUGCGGCCCACCGAAGCUGAUCAAGACGAGCGAUAUCCCCGACACGCCGAAGAGCGAGCACGCCCCCAACUACGUCGUUAUAGACGCAUUGACCCACGACGUCGACCGCGAUCUCUUCCCAGGCCCGUUCAAGAUAGCUGACUUUGGACUGGCAUUCCAUUGGGGUGAGAAGCAUCCCAAAAUGGCCACGAAUGGGCCUUACAUCGUACCGGAGCAAAAUGCGCCCGGUGACAUUAGCUCAGUGGCAGAUGUAUGGAUGUUUGGCUGCGCGAUAUACCAGUUUCUUUCCGGGUUUGAUCUUAUGGGUACACUCAACGAUCCAUCUCUCAAGAUGCUCCAUCAAAUGAUGGACGUUCUAGGUCGGCCACCGGAAUGGAUGCUUGCAUCUUGGAAAGCGAUGCACGGAGAGGAGAUACGCGUCAUCGAGGAACCUACCUGGUCGUUAGCGGCGCGGGUCAGGGAAAUUCGAGAAGGAAAUGCAGAUAUCGGGAUGAAGCCUAGACAGGAGGAUUUCUCCGAGGAUGAUGUGGCGGUCCUAACGGAUCUUCUCAGCUACAUGAUGCAUUUCGAGCCUUCGGCUAGACCGACGAUCGAGCAAGUGUUGGCUCACCCCAGCAUGGAAUUCUUCCGACGUGGCCACUCUUGA
Trematosphaeria pertusa is the source of this 1451-nucleotide messenger RNA. RefSeq names its product putative srpk. The transcript is spliced from 2 exons. Lineage: Eukaryota; Fungi; Ascomycota; Dothideomycetes; Pleosporales; Trematosphaeriaceae. Bases 216 to 1451 code for a protein of 411 amino acids. The record is from RefSeq and is a predicted model, not a curated record. Gene Ontology annotation, molecular function: protein kinase activity; ATP binding. Gene Ontology annotation, biological process: regulation of mRNA processing; spliceosomal complex assembly; protein phosphorylation.